Oncorhynchus masou masou (cherry salmon) is the source of this 3190-nucleotide messenger RNA. RefSeq names its product ras-related protein Rab-4B-like. Gene Ontology annotation, cellular component: plasma membrane; insulin-responsive compartment; recycling endosome. Gene Ontology annotation, biological process: regulation of endocytosis; Rab protein signal transduction; vesicle-mediated transport. NCBI's taxonomy places the organism in Eukaryota, Metazoa, Chordata, Actinopteri, Salmoniformes, Salmonidae. The coding region runs from base 7 to 813 and encodes 268 amino acids. The record is from RefSeq and is a predicted model, not a curated record. Gene Ontology annotation, molecular function: GTPase activity; GTP binding. The transcript is spliced from 8 exons.
GAAUAAAUGGUGUUGUUGGAGGAAGGAAAGGAAACGGUGUGGCGAAGUCAGAAAUCUAAAACGAGGAGUAAUUGCCACAUUAGAAAACAACACCACACCCUUUACAUACGGUACGAAGAAAUAAACGAAGAAAAGCCAACUGAGUCCAUCGUUUUUAAAGCGGGGGCCGACAUGUCUGAAACAUACGACUUCCUGUUUAAGUUCCUGGUCAUUGGAAGUGCUGGGGCAGGGAAAUCUUGCCUCCUGCACCAGUUCAUUGAGACCAAGUUCAAGCAGGACUCCAACCACACCAUCGGGGUCGAGUUUGGGUCCAGGGUGGUCAACGUCGGGGGUAAAACGGUUAAACUACAGAUCUGGGACACAGCCGGACAGGAGCGCUUCAGGUCUGUGACUCGUAGCUACUACCGCGGAGCGGCAGGGGCGCUGCUCGUCUAUGACAUCACAAGCCGGGAGACGUACAACGCCCUGACCGACUGGCUGACAGACGCGCGGACGCUGGCCAGCCCCAACAUCGUCAUCAUCCUGUGCGGCAAUAAGAAGGACCUGGACGCGGACCGAGAGGUCACCUUCCUCGAGGCGUCUCGCUUCGCACAGGAGAACGAACUGAUGUUCCUGGAGACUAGCGCUCUGACAGGGGAGAAUGUGGAGGAGGCCUUCCUCAAAACCGCCCGUACCAUCCUCAACAAGAUAGAGUCAGGUGAGUUGGACCCAGAACGGAUGGGUUCAGGUAUCCAGUAUGGAGAUUCUUCUCUGAGGCAGCUGAGACAGCCCAGAGGUACCACCGCACAGACCAAGCAGCAGUGUAACUGCUAGGGGCCGGACCUCACCCUCACUCUUCAGCCCCACUCCCACAUGCACAGGACGUGCCCUAAAGCUCGAGGUGUUUUGGGAUGUGCAGGACUCUUCCCCUUAUCCCUUCUGAAACCACUUACACACGUACAGCAUACCUUGACCAGUCGCCAUGGAGAUGACCUGCAACUCCUGACCAUUGGUAAGAGACUAUACUUCCUGCCAAGGAGGUUACCCAGGCUCCUGAGUCCUAGGCUGGGAAACCCUGUGGUGUGAACUGUGCUGGGAACAUAAGAAGAAGAGUCCAUAUCUGGGAUGACUGUCAGGGUCAGGGGUUAUGUGUAGGGGAUUUCCUGUUUUUACCCUCCCUUUGUGGUUUUUAUCAACACACACACACACACACACAGAGUACACACACCACCUGUAACAAAGUCCAUGAAGGAUGAAAUGCAAAACAAACUUCCUCAUUCAUACGCAGCCUGUUAGACUGCACUGUCAGGUUGCUUGAUGACUGAAGUUCUUAUGUUUUACCCAUCACAGCGGGAGCACUCUCCAUUCGUAUGUUUUUAUGAGCUGAUUUUGAUCCUUUGUUUGCACUGUACUUCUUAUCAAGCCUGCUUGUUCACCUUCUGAUAACCAGGCAAACCUAAGUCUCCCCAACCCGAGCUUGACUGCUCUGCAACCCCGAAAAGAGCCAUUUACCCACAACACCCAAGCAUGAGCAGAUAUUGGGUCAGUUGUGAAUGCUUCCUCAAUUAUUGUCCGACCCAUUUCCCUUGAUUCUUCUCCCGGCUUCAGAUGUACAUUUGUAAUUGAUUCCACCGGUCUAAAUGUUACCACAUGUAACUCGACCUCGGGCAUAAAUGGUAUUGAUUCUAAUCUAAUGGACAACUUGUCCAAGGUUUGUUUUCAAUUCAUGCAAUUUAUCAAGUGGAGUACUGGCCUUACAGGAACAUUUCUUGACAUUGUAGAUGUAUACUGUCCCCCCCUCCCAGUCCACAUGUUUCCGAUCAGUCAUUUCUAGCACCCCCCCCAAAUGGAAAUCGAUUCACUCCAUGAGGCAAUCAGAAAGGCCUGCGGGUCAUGUCCAAAGCACAAUGGUGAGUAAGGUUUCAGUUCAGUCUUUUCUUAUGGUUUUCCAAAGGACCCCUUGUUAUUCCCCAUUAUCAGCUGCAUAUCUAAUGUUACUGCUUGCCUUUGCGUUGUAAAAUGCUACACUCUUGUCUCGUUCUCCGGCUCUAUCGCGCCCCUGGGGGGGUUAUCUGUGAGAAUUGUACCCCCAUCUUGGCCCUCUUCAUUUCUCUGCUGCUCUGAGUUCACAUGUAAAGACCAGUCACCGGGAGCUAGACUGGUUACAGUGUCACUAGUGGGAAAUAUUCCGGUUACAGGGCCAGGCGGCUGUCUAAGAUUCAACUGCACUUUUUGUUUUUACAUGUGUUACACAUGAAGUCUUGCCUCUUCCACCUAUCAUUUUCUGUCUGUCAUAUAGAAUCGGAUUAUGAAACAUUUAGAAUUUCAGGCCCCAUGUACCCUUACCUAAUUCCUAAGCAAUGCUACUGUUUGCACUCCACUAAGAGCAGGUUGUUACACUGAACCAGCAUAGAGAAGAUGGCUAUCAAAAUGCCACUGUGACAUCAUCCUGAGAAAGAAUGGUCCCAUUUUGUGUUUAAAAAAAAAAAGGUCUGCUUUAUUUUUGUUUCUCUUUUGCAAGUGCCACUUUUUUUUAUUGAGAUUGUUUAUAUACUGUAUCCAUAGAAUUGUAAGAUUUGUAUUGAUUGAAAAAUAUACUGUAAUAAAAAGAGCAAUUGGAAGUUAGUCAUUCUUUACUGAAGAACAACUGAGGGUUUUGUCCUUUCUCUCCAAGUGUUGACUGACCUGCCAGCCAGCUGUUCUAUUUUCCCUCUCCAGGGUUGUAGUAAAAUGAUUCCCUCUGCAAUUUUAUGUUGACCCAUUUGUCUGCUGCUGUUGUAGGGACGAUGUAACACUAGGGAGAUUUACUGUGACUUCCUGAGCCCGUGUUUGUGUGCAGACCACAGACUGACCGCAAAUCAGUCAGUCGGGUCUCACGACAGUAGUGUUGCACUCCAUGCUGCUUGACCCUAAUACCAUUGAACCCAGGUCUCAAUAAUGCUGAGUAUUCUAUUGGCUGCAUCGUAAGAACUUAAAUCUUUGGGCCAUCAGCCUAUUAUUAACUUUGUCUGUCCUUAACGUCUCCUGUCCUUUCUCCACUCGGAAUGGAGCAGAAACUCAGUUGUUGCUUAGUAACCAAUGUGAUGGAAUCAUUUUAAGAACUACUGUACAUCUGAAUAAUCUAUGCUGUAAAUAAUAUUUGUUUGUCUAUUGGAUUGUUUUUGGCAGGGAAGGUUUGCUUGUUCACUUUAAAGGUUCUAUUCGAAAUCAA